This is a messenger RNA of Puccinia graminis f. sp. tritici CRL 75-36-700-3, 738 nucleotides long. RefSeq lists its product as uncharacterized. Lineage: Eukaryota; Fungi; Basidiomycota; Pucciniomycetes; Pucciniales; Pucciniaceae. The coding region runs from base 1 to 738 and encodes 245 amino acids. Gene Ontology annotation, biological process: N-acetylglucosamine metabolic process. The record is from RefSeq and is a predicted model, not a curated record. The transcript is spliced from 3 exons. Gene Ontology annotation, cellular component: cytoplasm.
AUGGCGGGUUUAGUCUUCUUCAAGUCCUCUACAAAAAGCCUCCGCCGCUCAUUGUGUCCUUCUCCAACAGAUUUUCCCUGGCGCCUGUCGAAGGAUGUUGAGCAUCAUGUUAUGUGGUUUCGACCACCAUUGGUCACACCGGCGGCAUUCAAACGGCUGAGACGCGACCGGGCAUACCCCAACCACGAAUUUAAGACCAUGAAAGACCCAAGAGGAGAUGCACUAAUCGAGUACUUGAACGAGAACGAUAUCUACGGUUGGACUGGACUUCCACCAUCAGCAGUCAGCCCGUUUCGCCAAUCAAGCGAGCUGCAUCCCAUGGAAGCUAUAUGGCGCAGUCAGUCUGGAGAACCUAUUUCACGCGAGCAAGCUGCAGAAGCCAUAAGAUGGGUGGCCAGACACACAAACAGACUUAUUGAGAAGCAGUUUCCGCCUUCCCUUUAUGAAACCGUCUGGAAUCGAACUAAUUACCGUGUUCGAUCGAUUCUUGAGCCAAACCACAUCCAUGUCCUUGUGAUCCCUAAAACCUCGCCAUACUCAUACUUCAGUCAAUAUCUUCGCUCCCUCACCCUUCAUGGAUAUGGUGGAUACGAGCUGCGGGCAAGAAAGAAAUACAAGAAAAAAACCAUCGAGGAUGUUCUCCCUCAAAACUCCUACAACGGAUACAACCUGCGUGCAAGAAAAAACUAUGGCAAAACAAUCAACAAGGACAUCUUCCAUCAAGAAUUGGCAACUUAG